AUGAAAUUUCCUUCUAUAGAAUGGGAUGAAGUUAAAUCUCUUUAUGAGCGCUUUGUAUCGAUGAUGCGCGCCGGCGUUGAUUCUAAGUUACUAACUGGUGAAUUUGCAAGUCGUGACUUAGUAAAACGAGUGGCAGAUGUUGUAUGGAAUUCUUUAACUCGAAGUUAUUAUAAAGAUCGGGCUCAUCUUCAAUCUGUUUACAGUUUUUUGACAGGAAAUAAACUUGAUUGUUUUGGUGUUGCUUUUGCUGUAACGGCGGGAUGUCAAGUUUUGGGCAAAAGAGAUGUGCAUCUGGCAUUAUCUGAAGAUCAUGCUUGGGUUGUAUUUGGGAAGGAUAGAACAGAUACUGCUGAGGUUACUUGGCAUGGUAAAGGCAACGAAGACAAAAGAGGGAGAUCUGUUGGUGAUGGAGUUCUAGCACGCUCAUGGUUAUAUGUUGCUGGGAAACCAGUAGUGUGUACUCGCAUGAUGGAAUUGGCAGCCUUAGUGUCGUCCAUCAAUCCCACGUUGACUUCAACAAUUGAUGUCCAUGAAGUGGCUCAAAUGCAACACAGGCUACUUUGGUUGCUGUAUGAUAAUGGUCAUCUGGAAGCAUAUCCAAUGGCAUUGGGCAAUCUAGGCGACUUGGAUGAAUACAUGAAAAUAUCAAACUGCACAGAAAAUACUGAGGACUCACUUUUAAAUGACGAUGGAAGUAAAAAUUCAAGACCAGACUCCGCAGCCCUCUAUGUUCAAGCCAUCAGAUCUGCCAGAACUCAUUAUGAUGAUAGACAUGUUUAUCCAUAUACUUUCCAAGGAGGCUAUUAUCACCGACAUAAGAUGUAUAAAGAGGCAUUCCAUGCAUGGGCUUGUGCUGGAGAUGUCAUACGACACUACAAUUACUCACGUGACGAUGAAGAAAUAUAUAAAGAGUUUGCCGAGAUUGCAAACGAAUUAAUUCCGCAGCUUAUGAAGGCCGAAAGUUCUGGGCAUUCAGCACGCUCUAUUUUAAAGGAUCCAGAAUGCUUUGCCUCUUUACUAAGGUUUUAUGAUGGCAUUUGCAAAUGGGAGGAAGGCAGUCAAACUCCAAUUUUACAUAUAGGUUGGGCGAAGCCACUUGUUAGUACGAUAUCUAAAUUUGACGCCGAGGUCCGCGCUCAGGUGCAUAUUGUCUGUAAUCCUGAUAGUGAGGAGCCUUCUGAAGCGAAGGAAGUAGACACUGAAGACAACAAAAAAGACAAUGACAAAUGGAACAAUAACUCUGACAAUAUUGAAAUGAGCGUAAGAGAACAACUAACAAUGGCAGUGAAUAGCAGACCACGGGUCACAUUGUACAGUCACAAAAUGGCGGCACUUAAACCUCUGCUGUUGGCCGAGAGAUUGAAUACUCACGCGUUGCAGCUUCAGUUAACAGCGCAAAGCCAGUUACAGAGACCUCAGGCGCCGGCAAAGAGACGAGAUGAUGAUGAUCAUACGCCCGUAGCACCCACAGCGAGGGCUAAACGCGCUCGGCGAGAACGUUAA
Molecule: messenger RNA, 1503 nt
Organism: Parnassius apollo (apollo)
Lineage: Eukaryota; Metazoa; Arthropoda; Insecta; Lepidoptera; Papilionidae
Source: the annotation of a GenBank genome assembly